This is a messenger RNA of Lactuca virosa, 913 nucleotides long. The record is from the annotation of a GenBank genome assembly. Lineage: Eukaryota; Viridiplantae; Streptophyta; Magnoliopsida; Asterales; Asteraceae.
AUGAUGAGAGAACAGGAGCAUAUGCUAGAUGUCGUUGGCUGUUGGGGAAAGAUGAUGGUGGUGAUCGGUGGUGAGAUGAAGUGCGACGGUGAUGAAGGAGGCUUAUUUGAUGAUAGUGAAGGAUCAGGUUCUCCGUGUGGUGCCUGCAAGUUCUUGAGAAGAAAAUGUAUAAAGGGUUGUGUGUUUGCACCUUAUUUUUGCCAUGAACAAGGUGCUACUCAUUUUGCAGCCAUUCAUAGGGUUUUUGGUGCAAGUAAUGUGUCCAAGCUUCUUGCUCAUCUGCCUGUUGGUGAUCGUUCAGAAGCUGCGGUUACUAUUGCUUAUGAAGCUCAAGCUCGGAUUCAAGAUCCCAUUUAUGGCUGUGUUUCCCAUAUUUUCGCACUACAACAACAGGUGGUUAGUUUACAAUCACAGUUGACUUCUUUAAGGGAACAAGCUUCUCAAAGAUCACUUAAUGUGCCCAUGUAUUCAGAUAACAAUAACCCCACCAAUGGAACACACCCUUCUUACCAACAAACGCAAGACAUGAAGAAUUGGUUUCAACAAUCUGGAAAUUCAUGCAUGAACAUGCCUCAGUUCGAUCCAAGAUCCAUGAACGAUAUCAUGGACUUCAAGUCCAUGGCAGAAAACUAUGAGAAUUCGCUUCUGAAAGAGGAAGAGGGUUCAUUUUCGAGCUUUGAAGAAGGUUCAAGUUACUCCAUUGAUUCUUUGGACAUGCAAAUAAGCAGCAACCAGCAGCAAUGGGGUUUUAGAGAUCAUGGUGAUCAAGACCUUCAAUCGGUUGCUUUCGGUUAUAAUUAUAAUUAGUUUCACAAGGGAAAUCUAGACUAUAUUCCGCGCGGAUCAAAACCUGUCGACAAAAAUCAGUUAGAUAUAUAAAUAUAUUUGAAUGAGUGAAUUCAUCAAGAUUGCC